Molecule: messenger RNA, 1025 nt
Organism: Magnolia sinica
Lineage: Eukaryota; Viridiplantae; Streptophyta; Magnoliopsida; Magnoliales; Magnoliaceae
Product: protein PEROXIN-4
Exons: 7
Coding region: 398-871 (157 amino acids)
Source: RefSeq, a predicted model, not a curated record
UCUGUCUCUCUCUCGUACCUACGCGCCAGAUCCAUCUCUCGGCCCUCUCCAAAUCCCUCUCUCGCCCCUCUCCCCUCUCCACUCUUCUCUUUCUCUUCCUCUGGAUCUCUCCCUCCUCUCUCUCUUCCUGUCGAUCUCUAUUCUCGCUCUCUCUCUCUCUCUCUCUCUCUCUCUCUCUCUCUCUCUCCACCCACGUUCUUGUUGCCGAAGCCCUACCCACGCACGCCCUCUCUCUCUCUCUCUGAAGCUCGGUUGAGCAUUUAUUCAAUGGUCCAUGCAUGCGGUGUCCCAUCUCCCAACAGAUCAACGGCACAAGGAUGAUCUCCUACUUGCAAUAGUUUGAAGGCCAGGCUUUUUAUUUGAACUUAAGUAAGAGGAACUACCAGCUGCAAUCAUUAUGCAGGCAUCAAGGGCAAGGCUUUUCAAGGAGUACAAAGAAGUGCAGCGAGAGAAAGCGGUGGAUUCAGAUAUUCAGCUCGUGUGCGAUGAUUCUAAUAUAUUUAAGUGGACUGCUCUUAUCAAGGGACCUUCAGAAACUCCUUAUGAGGGUGGCGUGUUUCAGCUAGCAUUUGCCAUUCCAGAGCAGUAUCCUUUGCUACCCCCUCAAGUGCGGUUCUUGACGAAAAUCUUCCAUCCAAAUGUGCAUUUUAAGACAGGAGAGAUUUGCCUAGACAUCUUGAAGAACGCUUGGAGCCCUGCAUGGACACUCCAAUCUGUUUGCAGGGCCAUAAUUGCUUUGAUGGCCCACCCUGAACCCGAUAGCCCUCUCAACUGUGAUUCAGGCAAUCUUCUGCGAUCAGGCGAUCUCAGGGGAUACAGAUCAAUGGCUAUGAUGUACACAAGGCUUGCUGCCAUGCCGAAGAAAGGGUGAGUUCAUUGAGGGGAAUGAGUUAUUUCUCAAACCAUGUCCUUGUCCAGGAACCCUUAUGUUUGUUGGAUCUGUUGUGAUAUAAUCUACAAAUUCAAGCGUCAAAUGCUUGUGGUUUAAACUGGAAGUCAAUAUUAAAAUCUUCAUCUGCGAUUGA